ACAUGUGGAUUUCAUUUUUCUAUCCAAUUUCCAAUUUAUUAUUAUUACUAUUUGGAUUGUUAUUUGCUUUUUUGCUGAAACUAAUUCUUCCUCAGAAAACAUUUCAGGCCAGCCAAUAAAAUGGCUGCAAAUAAUUGCAAAAAUUUAUCCUCAUCUAAUUCCGAUAAUGUGGUUAUUUCAUCAAAUUCGAAAACGAUGCAUAAAUUCGGCCAUCGUAAUUCGAUGAAUCAUCCUACAACUCGUUUGAUUCGUUCUUUUGCAUUAUUCGAUAAUCGAGAUUUUCUUCCGCGUCCCUUUCAGAUUGAAUUAUAUGAAGCAUGCAAGAAUCGCGACACAAUUGUUUUUCUUCGUCCAGGUCAAGGAAGAUAUUUCAUUUCGGUAAUGCUGGUUAAAUAUUUCAAUCCACAUCUAUCACCUUCCGAUACUGACUCCAAAACUCUUAAGAAGAUAUUUUUCCUGGCUAAGUCGCCAAGUUCCAUAAAACUUUAUUCAUCCGUUUUCAAUGCCCAUUGUAAUCUUCGCAUUGGUGAAUACCUAGAAACUGAAGAUGCUAAACAAUGGUCUUGUGAUAUUUGGCGUGAUAAACUUCAAUCAUAUGAUAUUCAUUUAAUGAUGGACGAUCUUUUCGAAUAUCUAAUCGAACAGGAAUUGAUUAAUGCGAAAGAUUUAAAUCUUUUAAUUUUGAAUGAUGUUCAUAAAAUUUUACUCUGUACAUCUUCAACCGACGAUUGCUAUACAAGAAUAAUUAGACGACUGCGUUCCCAGACUAACGAAAAACAAUAUAGGAUUCUCGGACUUUCUGCUUCAAUACUUUUGGAAGACGUUUCCUCCAAUGUUUUUGAAAAAAUGAUUGAACAAAUCGAAAAUCUCGGAUGUUCAUGUGAAACUUAUGCCGAUCUUCGAAUGAUCAGCAAAUAUUCGAUUCAAUGUCGUAUAAAGCUUCGAUGUUAUCCAUCAUUAUUGGCCUCUAAAGAAAAAUCGGACAUUAUUCAUGAUGAAACAAAAUAUCGUAUGGCUCUGUUUAUGAUCCGAAAUUAUUCUGGGCAAUUUUUUAAUUUUAUAACAAACGUUUCGUUAGAUGGAGGCAUCACCACUGAACAACUUAUCAAUCAUGAAACUAUUGCCAAAAUGAUUGUUGAUAUUCUCUAUAUUUUUGGAACGCUUGGUGAAUGGUGUGCCCUAAAGUUAAUCCAGAUGGUAAAUCGUGAAUUAUAUGAUACUAUCCUACUUUUGGCCAAAACAAGAUCAAAUUAUCUUCGACUUUUGAAUGCUGCUCAUUCAACAUUAUGUUUGAUUCGUAAAUCAAUAUUAUCGUACAUGGACGCAGGCAUUGUGGCGAAAUUAGAAACUUCAUCAAUGACUAGUGAAUCGGAAUCGCGAUUGACAUUAUCACAGUUUCUUUCAAUUUCUGCACCAAAACUUCACCUUUUAGCCCAUGUAUUAUUCGAAUAUUUCGAAGAAUUGACUAGUCCGUCGACUCAUCAAACAUCACAUUCUUCAUUUACGUUCCCAUCCAAUAUAUGUUCUUUAAUUUAUGUCGAAAACCGUUCAAUGGCCCUCGUCUUGGAUGAAUGGUUACGAGAAUUGGUUGCCAUCACUCGUGAUGUCAAUUCUGGAAAGAUAAGCAUUCUCGAGUUUCUUUUGCCAGAUCACGUGUUCUUGGCUGAAGAUGACGGAAAGAAUGAAUUGAAAAAUUUUUACUAUCGAAAGCAUCAAAAAUCUUUGCAUGAGAUUUUCUAUUAUAGACAACAAGAAGAAACGCUCCGAAGAUUUCGUUUAGCUCAACAAUGUAAUCUUUUGAUAACCACAUCAAUGUCUGCAGAAGGUCUUGAUGUGAAUCGUUGCAAUAUGGUCAUCUGUUUUGAUCCACCGAAAACAUUUCAUCAAUUUAUUCAAUCUAAAGGACGAGUUCGUGUUGAGUGCGGACAAUUUUUGGUUUUGGUAGAAAAAAGUGACCAUAAGGAAUAUGUCGAAAAAUUUCUUCAAUUUUGUAACAUUGAGAGAAUUUUCACCAAAUUAGUUCCAUUGAACAAUCAAGUAUUCAUUGAAAAUGAACCAAGCAAAUUUGAUUUAAUGGCCUUGGCAUCUAUGCAUUUCAUUAAACCACCACAAUCAAAACCAUCUCUGCCAGUUUCAAUGAUACAUAAACCAAGAAAGUUCGAUAAACAGAUCAAUCAAUCUGUAAAUGCAACUUUACAACUCACAUUAGAAAAUGCUAUAUCCAUUUUAAACCGCUAUUGCAACAAGUUACCGAGUGAUACAUUUACUAAACUGGUUCCGAAUUACAAAAUUGAAAUCGUUCAUUCACAAGCUGAAUCCAGUGAAAAUAGCAACGAAGUUGUUCCUAAAUAUCGCUGUCGACUCUAUCUUCCUAUAAAUUCUACAUAUCGAGAUGAAAUUAUGGGGGAAAUUCAGCCAACACAAUCAUUGGCCAAACAAUCGGUAGCAUUCGAAGCGGUUAAAACAUUGAGAGAAAUAGGAGAAUUGGAUCAGAAUUUCUAUCCUGUCGGAAAGGAAACAAGUCGAUAUAUAGAAAAACUUGGUCUUCAAGAUUGUUUUAUCAGUGUCCCCAAGGGUAAUCAAGUGUUGCAACAACAACAUCAUCAUAGUCACGGUCCUUAUCAUCAGAAAGGAAAUCGCUACAAUCGAAUUCAAAACCGUAAUAUAGCAUCAAAACGUCGUCAAUAUUAUAAUAAAAAAGUUGCCGAUUCUAUUCGUGGAAACAUCUUUCGACAUGACGAAUCCACUAAUCAUUAUUAUUUUCAGUAUUUAUAUGAAUUUCAGAUGAAAUUAACAUAUCGAUUAUCCGAAGAACACAAUACUAGAGGACGCCGCAUUAUUGAUCCGGCUGAAACUACACGAACAUUUGGAAUAAUUUCGCCAAAUAGUUUGCCAACAAUUUGUGAUUUCACCAUCUAUAAUCGAUCGGGAGAAAUCACCAUAUCGAUCGUGCCUAUAAUAAUCACUGAUUCUGAAAAUGGUUAUGAAAUUACCGACGAAAAACGUCAGCAAAUUGAAAAUUUCCACCAAUAUACAUUUGAAAAUGUUUUACCAUUAGGAAAAUCUUCACUUCGUUUCGAUCGUCAAAAUGGUUCAAAUGGAAAUUAUCUCAUUGUUCCAAUCAAUUUCAACGCCGAACAGGAUAAUCAAAAGACGAUUGAUUGGGAAUUCUUAGAAUUAAUUUGGCACCACAAAAAUGAUCCCAAAUCAUAUGACCAAGGUAUACUUCGUCAGGAUGAUGAGAAUAAAUUUAUUUUUGACGAACAACUUUAUCGAGAUGCAGUCGUCAUUCCAAAAUAUCGAAAAGAUAAACUUCAAGCAUUCUAUUAUGUUGCGGAAAUUUGUCAUUAUCUUACGCCACAAAGUCCAUUUCCAGAUCAUGAGUAUCAAACUUUUGAAAAGUACUAUAAUCAAAAAUAUGGCAAACAAAUUACCAAUCUUCAGCAACCAUUGCUUGAUGUUGACCACACAUCAGCACGUUUAAACCUGUUGACCCCUCGUUUUUUAAAUCGUAGAGGUAUUCAUCUAUCAUCAAUAAAAUCCUCCGACCAUCAAUCAAAAAGAAAUCCUCAACAAAAACAAAUUCUUGUACCUGAGCUAUGUUUUAUUCAUCCAUUUCCAGCAUCAUUUUGGCGUAAAGCAGUCUGUUUACCUUGCAUUUUGUAUCGCUUAAAUUUGCUAUUGAUUGCUGAAGAAUUGCGUUUCAAAAUAGCUAAAGAAGCUAAAAUUGGUGUUGUUGAAUUACAACAAGAAAAAAAAUGGCCCAAGUUAGAUUUUGGAUGGUCUGUUCUAGUAGAGCAAUCGCGCCAACAGACGAAAAUAGAACACGAACAAAAUCAAUUCGAUCCAAUAGUAUCAAAUGAAAAACAAAAAGUCAUUUCUGUAUCCAAUCCAGACGAUGAUUUUAUCAUCGAUACUUUUGAUCCAUCAAUGGCUCCACCACCUUCCAAUGAUCUUUUUACCACAAUUGAAAAUCAAAAUUGCUCAUCCUAUCCUGCUGAGACAAUCAAUAAUAAUUUUAUUAAUUAUGAUUCAUGCAGUAGUGAUAUAAUUCCACAAAUUGAAAUUAUCAGUGGUCCGUUUGGCUAUUCUGAUAAAAGUUAUUCUAGUCAAAGACCGAUUUUGCCCGAGAAUUUUAUGGAUGAUGAUUUUGAAGAAGAGAGUGCUAUAGUUGAAGUUGACAAUGAAAAUAAUCCAAUCGUCGAACCAGCUAAAACAUUGCCUGUUCGUGCUGGUUCACCAACAUAUUGGGAAGAUCAAGAAAAUUUUGAUUCAAAUAUAAAAUCAAAAUUUGGGCCAAAUUUUGAUUGGAGAGUUUAUGAAUCAGAUGGAAAUGAUGAUGAUUCUAAUAGCGAUGAAUUCAAAACAUCUAAUACCGAAUUUCGGUUUGAUUUUGAGAAAUUCUGCGAAGAUAUUCAACAUUAUUCCAAAAUGCCAGGAUUAGCUGAUGACAUCCAAGAUAAUGAACGUGAUUUUGACGAAUGUGAUGAUUCCAGAUGCACGGAGAAUAUGGAAAUGAGUUCAUCAAAGAGAAAAAGUACUAAGACCAACAAUAGAAAGCAGAAGCCAAUGAUAACAUCGCUAUCAGAUUUGGACGAUGAUGAUGAAAGUGAUGAACAAAUCGAUGAUGGUUCCUAUUCAGAUUUUGAUCUCAAUGAUUCUAGCGACGAUUAUGAGGAAGAUGAAUUAGUUGAUUCUAAUUUUGAUGAUGAAGAUUCAUUCGAUGACGAUGAGGACGAUGAUUAUGAUGAUGAAGGAGGCGAUGAUGAUAAUUUUACAAAUAGAUAUUCCAGAUGCAAAAAUCGGAAAACAAAGACAGCUAUGGAUUUAAAAAUUCAAAACUUAACACAAACAAUGGAUGCAUAUCAAACAAAAUCGGUCAUUUAUGAUAUAUUGAAAAUUGAAUUACUAUAUGAUUCUCGACAGAUUGAGCAGAAAAGUCUAAAAUAUUAUUAUCGUCACCGAUUCUCAUUAGCUGAACAACAUACCGAACAUUUGCGUAAACGAAAAAUUUUCGAUGAAAUGUACUAUGAUGAACAAAACCAAGUGCUACAAUGUGUCGCCAGAAUUCAAAAUAAACAAAUGGCCGAUUCGAAACAUGAAAGUGAUUCUGUUUUCUGUGAUCCUGAAUAUGAUUUAAUUGAAAAUGACAAAAAUUUAAAUCAUAUGAACCUCAAUCAACCAUUAGUGUCAGUUUUAAUGAAAAAAAUCGAUACAAGUUUGUUGGAAAUGAUGAAAAUUAAACAUGAGAUUGAAGAUCAAAAAAUUGAUCAACAAGUACAAAACCGAAGCCAAUUCGUAAAUUUUCCAGAGAAGAAUUCAUCAUCUACAAAAAUUGAAGUCAAAUUCGGUGAAUUAUUGCCAAAUAGAGAUGAAAAUCUGACCGAAUUUACUUCAAAUGAUAAAAAUCCGAUUGAUCUGUUUCAAGUUCAGCGACAAUUAGCUUUACAAACAUUACCACGAUGGCUUCAAAUGGAAAAUACUUCCGACGAUCAGCUGCAGAUAGGACCACAUCCAAGCUUGAUAUUGCAAGCAAUCACAAUGUCCAAUUCAAGCGAUGGCAUUAAUCUUGAACGUUUGGAAACUGUGGGCGAUUCAUUUUUAAAGUAUUCAAUAACGGCAUUUUUAUUCUGUAUGUGUCCUGAAUUGAAUGAAGGGAAAUUGUCAUUUUUGCGUAGCAGACAGAUAUCAAAUAUAAAUCUACAUCGUUUAGGACAGCGAAUAAAUCUUGGUGAAUUAAUGAUUGCUUCGAAAUUCGAACCAGUCGAUAAUUGGUGUCCACCUUCCUAUCAGGCUUUAGAAAAUGUCGAACAAGAAUCAUCGGAUAAUGUUAAAACAACAUCGAAUAAAGUGCCAUAUAAUUUACUGACUCAACAUUCAAUUCCGAAUAAAUCCAUUGCCGAUUGUGUUGAAGCGUUGAUCGGAACAUAUCUAAUUUCUUCUGGAUCUCAGGGCGCUAUUCAAUUCAUGGAUUGGCUUGGACUCAAAGUACUACCGAAGGGAAUGAAAAUAAUAACCAAAAAUUUGCCCUACGAAUCUUCUGCAGAAAAUAAAGAUGAAUCUUAUCAAAAACAUGAACGAUGGCUACCACAACCUCGAUCACCAUUGAUCAUUCCCAAACAUCUGCGAACUGAUGCAGCUAAAGUAAAAGAAAUUGAGGACAAACUUCAAGAAAAUUAUUUUAAACAUCAUCUCGAUCGUUUUGAAAAAAUUAUUGGCUAUCAAUUCCGGGAUCGUGCUUAUUUAGUGCAAGCAUUCACACACAAUUCUUAUUAUGAAAACACAGUGACCGAUUGCUAUCAACGAUUAGAGUUUCUUGGUGAUGCUGUUCUUGAUUAUCUUAUAACAAGAUAUCUUUAUGAAGAUUCUCGAUGUCAUUCGCCUGGUACUUUGACCGAUCUUCGUUCAGCAUUAGUUAAUAACACCUUUUUUGCUGCAUUGGCUGUCAAGUAUAAUUUUCAUAAAUAUCUCAUGAUGCUUUCUUCCGAGCUUUAUCGAGUUAUUGAUGGUUUUGUUCGCAAAUUUAACAUCUAUUAUAAUCAAAAUGUUGCCAAUGGUGAAUCCAAAAAGAUUCUCAGUGCCAUAAGCGAUUUUCAGCAAGGCAACGAAGAUGAACAUAUGGAUGAAAAUUCUUAUUCAAAUUAUAAUUAUUGGGAAUUGUUCGUUAGCGAAAACGAAGCGGAACACUUGGAGGAUAUUGAAGUUCCAAAAGCUUUAGGAGAUAUUUUCGAAUCGGUUGCUGGUGCAAUUUAUUUGGAUUCUGGUAUGAGUUUGGAGGCUGUUUGGAAAGCCUAUUAUCCGAUGAUGAAACCUGAGAUAGAAAAUUUCAGUGAAAAGGUACCGAAAAGUCCGAUAAGAGUAUUAUUGGAGAAACAGCCACAAAGUGUCAAAUUUGGAAAACCUGAAAUCAAUUCUGGGCGCCGUAUUCGUGUUACUGUUGAAGUAUUUGGUUUGGGUAAAUUUGUUGGAAUUGGCCGCAAUAAACGAAUAGCCAAAUGUACGGCUGCAAAACGAGCUUUGCGUGCACUUGAAAGUGAAAAACGUCGCAAAGAAUUGGAACGACAACGACGACUACAAGAUGAAUUUGAUAAUUUUUCUCAUUAAGAAUCAUGUUAAUGUUUGUGAUAAAAUUGCCUUAUCCAUUUAUCAUUUUUAACAAAAAUAAAUUGAAAAUCAUAAUUUAA
This is a messenger RNA of Dermatophagoides farinae (American house dust mite), 7184 nucleotides long. It is a transcript of the gene Dcr-1, whose product is annotated as Endoribonuclease Dcr-1. Gene Ontology annotation, biological process: apoptotic DNA fragmentation; rRNA processing; pre-miRNA processing. Gene Ontology annotation, molecular function: deoxyribonuclease I activity; RNA binding; ribonuclease III activity. The record is from RefSeq and is a predicted model, not a curated record. Gene Ontology annotation, cellular component: cytoplasm; RISC-loading complex; nucleus. Lineage: Eukaryota; Metazoa; Arthropoda; Arachnida; Sarcoptiformes; Pyroglyphidae.